AACCCAAACAUUAUAGGCAAACACGUCAUGUUUAUUUAACCAAACAAACGAGGAACAACAACAACAAAAAAGACUGGCAAUUGUGAAUCUGCCAUGGCGAUAGCAAAGGGAAAUGGCGUACAUCCGCCAUUGCUUCUCCUUCCACCAUAAACCCUACACUCACGAGCUCAACCAUGACGUAGUAACAUGCCAUGGGAACGCCGAUAAACCGGUUUAAAGACUUGCCAACAUGAUUUGAUCUACUUUUGUAAGACCAGUUAUUAGAAAUAAAAACAUUGAUGUCAGCACUAGUUUGGUUUUUGACAAGACAUAUCCAUCCGCUUUUACUUGAGCGUCAAGAGCAUCAACGAAAGCACCCGGAUGGACUGUCAUGGCCGCCGUCUCUGUCGUUCCACAGAGAGCUGAAAAGCACGUCGAAUAUUGCCGCUGUUUGUUUUUUCCGGCGCCACUGUGUUUUAUGAUGUUCGGUGUCAACGGGACCAAGUGUGAAGUUCCAUCAAGUUAACAAUACUCCUAGUCUUCAGAGAAUCUGACAUCAGUCCUACCUCUUCCUUCCCUAAGGUGCUGCAAUAUUCUCAGGGAUGGAUGAAAAUCUUGAAGGACCUCACAGUUCUGCCUUGAAUUACAUUUUGUCAUCUGCAGAAGACGUAAAAGACUCUCCACGUUUCAAAGAGCGAGGACGCCGUAGUCAAGGCAAUGCAGGCGGCUUGCCUGUUAAGCAACAUGGCUCCACCAGGAGAGCCAAUUAUAAAAUUCAGAAAGGGGCUGUUUUUUCUGGAAACAUCCUGAGUUUUGGCUGCUCAGUGUGUAAGGACCAUUCGACAUACAGCCCUAACGAUCUCCUGAAACAUUUUCGAGAGGCCCACAAAGGGAUUUUACCGACGUACCCUUGUGAUUUGUGCGGAUUUGCCACGAAUGAAUUUGCAGCUCUUCAACGUCACCGAAUUGAGCACAAAAACACUUUGGUUACAUGCGAGCUCUGCUGCGAUGGAAUUGAGUAUUCACUGCUUUUGCUUACAAGACACUACAUCAUGUGUCACAGUUCCAAUGGAAAGUUCCAAUGUGACUGGUGCGAGUUUACAACUGUGGACGCGGGGACAUUUGUCCAACACAUUCACCAUCAUAACGAGAGUCCUUGGAAAUGUUCCAAGUGUCGACAUAUCAGCUUGAACGAAGCGGAUCAUCAAAAGCACCUUAAAUCUCACCGAAGUGUGUUACCUUUAAUUUGUCAAAUCUGUGGAUACUGCGCUACAACCAUCAAGCAGAUUAAAGGACACACAGGAGCUGCUCACUCAGCAGGCAAGCAUCCAUCCAACCAACAAAUCCAUCCAAAUGUAUGGAAGACUUUAGAAAACGGAGCACCCGAUUCUUCACUCGAUUGCCACAAUACGCUUGAAAAUAUUUCCGAGCUGCAAGAAACGCAGAAGUUGCCCAAAUUGUUUGGUAUAUCAGGGAUCUUAUCGAACCAAAAUGGGAGAACAAAAUCUGAGAUGUGUUCUGAGGACGAGGCGCACACUUUCGACGGGACACCGGCAAAAAAACACUCCGCUCAUCGAAACGCUUUGACUGCAGAACAAUCCUCGCCGAUAAUGUUGCUGGACAAUGAUGGCUGCGGCUCUCCGACCAAUCCUAAUGCGCUGACCGUUCUGAUGGUGAAAAACAAAAUCUCUCUCCCCCCAAACUGCACAACCAAGGUGAUGGGAUUUAAGAUGGUUGAUGGGAAGAAACAUCUCGUUCUCAAAGUAAUACCGGUAGCAAAACAAAACAUGUGCACCCAAGACAAUUCAUUAGUAGAUUUGGACUCUUCAGAUAGCAGGUCUGCAUUUUGUAGAAGUGAAGUCCUUGUUGAGAAUGGUGAAUCAUCUGCUAGUAAGAGCUCCACGUCACCUUGUUUUGACGGAAGUGAAUCUUGCAUACAAAACGAUGAUAUCCUGGCAGUUAACAUCAAGGUUGAAGAGGAAGAAACGCCGGUUUUCCCUCUUGAGUCUUCUCCUCAUAGUGAUGAUUUGGGCUUGAGAGGUGGUCAUUGUGUAAACGGCUCUUCAAUUGUAGAGACUGAUCCGAUUGGCAGACAAACGUUUCAUGCAUUUGAUGACAAAUCUGAGACCGUAUCAAAAAUGGCUGACACGUCCACGGAUUAUCCUGUUUCUCACGAGGCAUUACAGGCUAAAUCAACUUGCAAAAACCACGUUGAGAAUUGUGAAGCAGUCGAUGAAGGAAUGAUAACUUCCACGAGAAACGGACAUAUUUUUGACGUGCACAAAGAGAAUUCCUGCAAAUGGCCUGAAAUGACUGCCCAGUGUUCCCAAAGCACUCCAGAAAGUACUGAGAGCACGAGAUUGAUUCACUUCCACGAUUACCAGCAUCCUAAGAAACAUUUGGCAAAUGUGGUUCCUCCAGCAGAGAUGGCCUCAUCCUCCUCUUUUGGAGAAAAUGCUAUAAUACCACAAAGUUCUUUCAACCACCAAGUAUUCGCUUUUCACAAUUAUUCCAAGGAAGCGCUUGGUAUGUCACCCAGAGCAUGUCAUCAAAGUGAUGGUGCGCCAGAACUGACAGCAGGCAGAGAAAUCAAUAAUAUAGCUUCUAAUUUUAGUCCCGCAUUAUCCGAGUUGUCAGAAGCUUUUGACGCUGACGAUGACUGUGUCGACGCAGAUGAGGAAAACCCCGAAUCGGUGCUGAAAGAUUUUAAUGUUAUAAAAAUUGAGGAGGAUCUCAUUCCCGUAUCGUCCAAUGAAACAAGUACUUCAUCUGCAUUGGGCAAUUUUGUAGAGCAACACUCGGAUGAAAUAAUUACACAGCAACUUUAUAAGGAAAGGACUGAAUCUUUACAUUCAAACAUAGAUUCAUUUGAUUGUUCCAAACAAACAAAGUCUCUUGGAAGACUUCAAGAGCAACAUGAAAAACAGCAAGUGGUCUUGAAGAGUAAUGAGAAAAAUUCUGCUAUGCCAAUGCAGCUCAAGCCCACUCCGAGUUUUAAGCUAAUCACUCAAUGCGUAAAUCCUCAAAUCAAUGUCUCUUACACGACAAAGUCUGGGUUUGAAACCUCAAGCAAUCAUACCAGUGAGCCCAUUCCUCCUCUAAAACAUCAAACUAAGGCAGCAUCUAGUGAUCAAGUGACGACACUUUCUUCCCUUCAAAGUGGGCUUAGUACCUCCCCUCAUCAUUAUCUUCUCAAGAGCUCAAAUUUAAAAGGUCCUGUAUUCCUUUCGAGCGCACCAUCCAACGCUCCAGACAAAGUGACCAAAACACAGCCAACUUGCUACUUGUUGCCAAGGUCGAUUCCCUUUGUUCAAGCUCCAAGCAGCUCUGGCCUCAAGCUAGCAAGUGCAAAGCUCCCAUUGAACUCAGAUAGACCUGUUCUGGCCAUGCCUGUGAGUUCUAGCGACAAAUCGAGCAAUUUGCAGAGCGGUCGCCAAACGUUUUUGCUUCGCUACAUUUCUCCACCCAAGUCCAAUGUGCUUCUCAAUCAUCUGGAAACAAAAUCCAUCAGUCAGUCUUGCCACAGCAGAGACAAAAGAGGAAACAAAGUUGUAUUUAAAAUCGUGAGCCCUACCACGAGUCUGCUUAAGAGUGGCUCACCUUCCUCCAGUUGUCAACCUUUACUUUUGGCCACCUCGCCUCCAACCCAAUGUUUUCUUAUGCCUUCCAACAAAACAAAUGCAAAUGCUUGCAGCAACAUGAACAAGAUCAUGGUCAGGCAGAAUUCAGCCCAAAGCGCUGUCAGGGAAUCAAUGCCUCAAUUGACAUCCAAGUUGAAACCAAGUCAAGCAGAUAAACCUCAACUAGCUCCACGACCAAGUCGACCCCCAAGUCGAAGAAAAGUGCGCAGGAAAGUACUGUUUGAUGAGCUUCCAGAAACUGUCCAUAAAGCCAGAAGGUUCUCCAACCAAGUACAGACUGAGAAAGACACAACUGUCUUUUGGAGUCCCAUAGCAAAAGAAGUUGAAAGAACCUUGAGACUCGCCCCGUUCAACUUUCUACAGCAAAUUAAAUGCCCCCGUAGAUACCAACCAGUCGUCGUGCUUAAUCAUCCAGACGCUGAUAUUCCCGAAGUGGCCAAUAUAAUGAAGGUCAUCAAUCGACACAGAGGCGCUGUUGUCAAGGUGGCCCUUUCGCAGAAAACCGUUAAAGCGCUCGCUGAGCUUGGUACCCAAGGGGGGGAGAUUUUGACUGAAGGCGUUCUGCUGCAAAACAAUUCGCCGAGCCCACGAGCAAUUCAAAGCGUGGUCCGAGAGCGUUUCCUUCUCAAACUGAAGCUAAGGAAAAAGAACCAAAAAAAGUAUGAAGUUGUGGAACCUCUGUCAGAUAGUAGCCAAAAGACUGUGGUGUUCGACUGCUGGUUCUGUGGUCGGCUAUUCAACAGCCAAGAACAUUGGAUUGGCCACGGGCAGCGACAUCUCAUGGAGGCAACACGAGACUGGAACAAACUGUUGUAAAUGUUUUCACAUACCCUUAUAUAUGGCUAAACAGCAGGGUUACAGAUGUAUAUGACCUUUCACUAGGUUUUAUUUGCAUCUUUGUAAAUACAUUUUUUUAUUUGAAAUAUUUUAUUGGUGCUUUUUCUGAAAUUAAAUUGAGCUAACGUGACUUAAGUCAUGCACAUGUGUUUGAACUGUGAA
Syngnathus acus (greater pipefish) is the source of this 4619-nucleotide messenger RNA. RefSeq names its product zinc finger protein 518A. NCBI's taxonomy places the organism in Eukaryota, Metazoa, Chordata, Actinopteri, Syngnathiformes, Syngnathidae. The transcript is spliced from 3 exons. The record is from RefSeq and is a predicted model, not a curated record. The coding region runs from base 582 to 4436 and encodes 1284 amino acids.